AUGAAGUUCUUAUCAGCCGCCAGCCUCUUGGCUCUCACGGCUCCUCUUGCAAAUGCUGCCGCCUUUUCUAUUUUCGACCCUACGCAGGCUACACUGAAGACGAACAAUAAUGAAAAGUUCCCAGUGAACGGCGAUAACCCCUUGCAGUACUGUGCCAAACCAGACAACUACAGGCUCGAGAUUGAGUCCGUGGACCUGGCACCUAACCCGCCUCUGCCUGGAGCAAAGUUGACCAUCUCCGCCAAAGGUACCCUGCUUGAGAGAAUCGAGAAGGGCGCUACUGUAAACCUAGAAGUCAAGUGGGGUCUUAUCACCUUGAUCAAGCAGACAGUCGAUCUCUGCGACGAGCUCAAAAACGUGGACCUGGCAUGUCCCUUGGAGAAGGGCACGAUGGUCCUGACGAAGGAGGUGGAUCUGCCCAAGCAGAUCCCACCGGGCAAAUACUCCGUUCUUGCUGAUGUUUACAACAGCGACCAGAAGCAGGUGACCUGCCUGAAGGCAGAUGAUAUUGUGUUCCACCUGUAG
Messenger RNA from Penicillium paradoxum, 525 nucleotides. RefSeq names its product ML domain-containing protein. Gene Ontology annotation, molecular function: sterol binding. NCBI's taxonomy places the organism in Eukaryota, Fungi, Ascomycota, Eurotiomycetes, Eurotiales, Aspergillaceae. Gene Ontology annotation, biological process: intracellular sterol transport. The record is from RefSeq and is a predicted model, not a curated record. The transcript is spliced from 3 exons. The coding region runs from base 1 to 525 and encodes 174 amino acids.